Erigeron canadensis is the source of this 1680-nucleotide messenger RNA. Its product is annotated as putative F-box/LRR-repeat protein At5g02930. Gene Ontology annotation, molecular function: protein binding. The record is from RefSeq and is a predicted model, not a curated record. Bases 1 to 1680 code for a protein of 559 amino acids. Lineage: Eukaryota; Viridiplantae; Streptophyta; Magnoliopsida; Asterales; Asteraceae. The transcript is spliced from 4 exons.
AUGGAUCUGGGGCAUAAUUGUAAAAAGAGAAAGAGUGAUGAUAUAGAAGAAGGUUCUGCUGCUGCUGAUAUAUUAGACUCCAAAAAAAUAAAGAAAGAAAAACCCAUUGAUAGAUUAAGCAGCUUACCAGAUGAUCUCAUCCAUAAAAUCCUCUCUUUUGUUGGCAUCGAAGAUGCUGUCAGAACCAUGGUUUUGUCAUCUAGGUAUAGAUUUAUCUGGACUGCUAUGCCUUGCCUCGAUUUCUCAACUCUGGAAUGUCUUAGAAGGGCGCCGGACACGCUGGGGAAGUUUGUUAGACAGUUUCUUAAACGCCGAGAUAGUCGAACAGACGUGUCUUCUCUGAAGCUCACUUUUCGUAUCUGUGGAAAGGAUAAAGAAGCAUAUGUCAGAAACCUUAUGGAUGCAUUCUCCCACAAAAUCCAACGACUCGAGGUUGUAUGUUUGUUUGAGAAUACUGUAGUUCCCCUCUCAUUUUUCAGUUCCCCGUCUCUCAAACAUCUCAGUUUGGAAACGAGGCCCAGGAUAUAUAUCCUCACACCCAAAUCAACUUGGGAGCUCCCAUCCUUAACAACAUUGUAUCUCAAAGAUGUCAGAUUCUGUAGUGAUGACAAAUUCGUUGUCCUUUUAUCCAAGUGUCCAAACUUGAAGAAUCUCACCAUAGAAAGCUGCGAAACAUAUGAACGGAAUAAUAGUGGUUUGAGUAUAUGUCAUCCUGGGCUAUCUGAUCUCACUCUUUAUUUCCGACACUAUCCUCGUGCAAACCUUGUUAAUGUGGUUGCACCUCAACUCGAGAAUCUCACUAUCGCAGAUAGAUUCAGGGAUACAAGGCAUGAGAUUUCUGCACCCAAGCUUGCCUCCUUGGCUUAUGAAGGUUCCUAUCCUCUGCUCCUUAAUUCUACAGAUGGUUUCCCUUGUUUGAAGGAGGCGCAUAUUCUUGUUUCCUGUCCCAAUGCUCAUCAAAUUGUUUGUAUGCUUCAACAGCUCCACACUGUCGAGUUCCUUAAACUUAACUUUGACAUUAUUGAGCUUCUUUCUUCAUCAGUGGAGCUAAUCUCUCACCAACCUUCUCCAUUUGUCAACUUAAAGAGUUUAACUAUUUAUCCAGAAAAGAUUUCCCCUUGGGAGACAAAGGGUCCAAAAGGGAAAGUCGAUUUAUCUAGUGAAGUAAAAAGUUAUUUUCUGGAUAGCUCACCAGGGGCCACCUUCACAAUGUUCUCCCGUGAGGAAGAAGGAUGCAUGGAGGUGAUAGCAGUGAGGGGCUUCGCAUUAGCACGAAGGCUUAUGGGCGAAUUACAGGUGCUUCUAGAACAAGAGAAAGCUAGUACCAAGACCAAAAGGAAAGUACGAAUGGAUAGCGACAACGCAAAGAUGCGUAGGAAAAGGAAUGGAAAAGCAGAGACAAAGAUGCAACUUCAAAUUGGGGAAAACAUCGCACUGAUCAAGAGUUGUUCGAAUAAAUUGAAUCUGCAGUCAAAGCAACAGAAAGCUCAUCUCGUUAUUUCCAAGUUAGAUAGCAUUGAAGGAUUACUCAAAAAGCUGCAUGCGACAAAUCGUGCUAUGAUUGAACCAUUUUUUAAUAGUCUUUUCACUGAGGCUGUCAUCGUCAUGAGAAAAAUGACAGAAGACAUAAAGAUCGAGUGUGAUGAAAAUCAAAAGCGUUUAAUUGUCGGCUUUCAUUAA